AUGGCAGACGAAGAUGGUAAUCCGCUUGGAUUGAAUAAUGAAGGGGAUAACAGAGUAAUCCCCCAAAAUCUGCAGAAUCCGCAAAAUCUGCAGAAUCCGCAGAAUCCACAGGAUCUGCAAGGACAGAUUAAUAAUAGGCAGAGACAACCAACAUUGAUGGAAUUCUUCCAGCCGAAUGUAGGAAAUACUACGCAUGGUUACUUUGCACAUCCUGUGCGGGCAAACCAUUACGAGAUUAAGACCAGUAUCAUUCAGUUGUUAGAAGCCCGCUGUCAGUUCUAUGGGCUACCAAAUGAAGAUCCAAAUGCGCACAUCUCGAAUUUCCUGGAGGUGUGCAGUACAUUCAAGCUCAGUAACAUGACAGAAGAUGAAGUUUGGCUGCGCUUAUUCCCAUUUUCUCUGAGGGAUAAAGCGAAAAUUUGGAUUCAUGCUCUGCCUAGAGUUGGCAUUAACAGAUGGCCAGAUUUGGCCAAGGCAUUCCUGAACAAGUACUUUCCCAUGGCGAAGACCGCAAAGCUGACUAGAGAUAUCAUGCUUUAUCAGCAAUUGGAUGGAGAAUCAGUGAGUGACGCAUGGGAGCGGUACAAGGAAUUGCAGAGAAAAGUUCCUCAUCAUCAUAUUACCAGAGAAAAUUUGAUCCAAAAUUUCUAUAAUGGGUCAAAUGAUCAGACCAGGAGUAUCAUUGAUACAGCCGCAGGAGGGUCAUUGAUAAGGAAGACCACUGAUGCAGCAUUUGAGCUGUUAGACGAGUUGGCAGUGAACAGCUGUUCUUGGCCAACUGAGAGGGAGAAGGCGCCUGCUCAGAGAGGAGUGAUGGCAGUUGCUACUGACCCAGUAGUGGAGACAGUCAAAUCACUAUUACAGGAUUUUCUCACAAAACAAGUUGUAACACCCAACACUCAUAAUGUUGCGGCAAUUCAGAGUAACUGUGAGGUUUGUGGAGAUCCUAGCCAUACGGCAAAUGAGUGCUAUGUGAUGUCGCAGCAGAUCAACGAGCAAAUCAAUUAUGUGGGAGGACAGAGACCAGGAAAUAAUCCAUAUGCUGCUACUUACAAUCCAGGGUGGAGAAAUCAUCCAAAUUUCUCAUGGAAGGAUAAUGGAAAUCAGACCCACAAUCAGGCAGGUCCUAGUUUUCAAGGAGAACAAAGAUCACAGCAGAAUCAGGGAAACUUCCAAAAUCAAGGAAACUUCCACCAUCAGAAUAGUAGGCCACAGCAUCCACCUGGUUUUCAGCAGAAAGAACAGGGAGAGUCUCUACACAGUAAAAUGGACAAAAUGAUGGAGUUGAUGCUGAAGAAGGACGCAGAGACUCAGCAAGCACUCAAGAAUCAUGCUGCUACUAUUCACAAUCAAGAAUUGCAAAUACAGCAGAUGGCAAAAGCACUCCAAAACAGAAAUCAAGGGGGUUUACCAUCCACUACUGAGAAAAACCCCCGAGAACAUUUGAAAGCAAUUGAACUGAGGAAUGGAAAGGCAUUGGAUGAUCCAUACGCAGCAAGUACUAGCACAGAGGUAGAAAAGGAGCAGAGAAAGGAAAAGGAACCUGAAAAGGUAGUCACUAAACCUACUCCACUACCUCCGUACGUACCAAAAAUACCAUUCCCUCAGCGAUUGAAGAAACCGCAAGACACUUGGAAGUUCCACCAGUUUUUAGACACUUUCAAGAAACUGCAAAUCAACAUCAGUCUGGCUGACGCUUUACGCGAAAUGCCACAUUAUGCCAAGUUUCUAAAAGAGAUCAUCACCAACAAACGGAGUUGGGAGGUAGAAGGUACAGUACCCAUGACAAAGAACUGCAGCUCAAUCAUCUUGAGCAAUCUUCCGACGAAACUUCAGGAUCCAGGGAGUUUUACUAUUCCCUGUACUAUUGGUAACAUGCAGUCCAUUAAUUGUCUGUGUGAUUUAGGUGCUAGUAUAAAUUUGAUGCCCCUAUCUCUGUUCCGGAGCAUAUUUGGUGAUCAGCAGGUACAAGCUACCCCAAUGAUGUUACAAUUGGCAGAUCACUCUUUGAAGAAGCCACAUGGGAUUGUGGAGGAUGUUUUGGUUAAGGUUAACAAGUUUAUAUUUCCUGUAGAUUUUGUUGUCCUUGAUUAUGCAGCCGACAGGGACUGCCCGAUGAUCUUGGGGCGACCGUUCAUGAACACUGGCAGAGCUCUUAUUGAUGUGCAUAAUGGUAAACUGACUUUGAGAAUUGGGGAGGAGAGUGUUGAGUUCUACAUGAAGAAGAUUACACGCCACCCCAAUAUCGAGGAGAAAUAG
Mercurialis annua (annual mercury) is the source of this 2259-nucleotide messenger RNA. RefSeq lists its product as uncharacterized. The record is from RefSeq and is a predicted model, not a curated record. The coding region runs from base 1 to 2259 and encodes 752 amino acids. The transcript has a single exon. NCBI's taxonomy places the organism in Eukaryota, Viridiplantae, Streptophyta, Magnoliopsida, Malpighiales, Euphorbiaceae.